UGUUUUCUUUGGGAAGCCUUAAAAAAAUAAAUACCUUUAAGUUAUUGAUGUGACUUUUUUAUGAUAGAAAGAUAACUGCUGAUCAAUAAAAAAAAGAAAGAAACACAAAUCGUAUUUUGCAGAUUCAACUUUCUGAGUGGUAUUCCUGAUUUCCCAGCUGUCAUUGAAGCUCUCACAGCUCCGGGUCUAAACAAGGAGGAACUUUUCGCUCGGAGUUGAAACUGACUGAAAGGGACGUGGGAUGGUGGAAUGGGGAGAUAAAACCACGAGCAGGGGGGUGAAAAGUCUGAAAACUGCGAUGUACGACACUGUCUUUGAUCCCUGAAAAAAAAAGGAAACUAUGGAGAACGAAAGUUCUCUCUUCACCACCGCCGCUGUGGUGUCCGCCCCGGCUCACCAACCCCAGAUCAUGGACAACCCGCUCCAGGCCUAUAUCGUGGGAAUCUUCAUCUCCAUAUGUGGGAAUGUCCUCAUCAGCUUUUCACUCAACAUACAGAAAUACGCUCAUGUCCGUCAGGCUCAGCGUGGCUCCAAGCCGUAUUACACCUCCGCCGUGUGGUGGUGCGGCGUGAUCCUCAUGGGGGUUGGGGAGCUGGGGAACUUUGCGGCCUACGGCUUUGCCCCCGCCUCACUUAUUGCCCCGCUGGGCUGCGUGUCUGUUAUAGCCAGCGCUGUCAUCUCCGUGGUUUUCCUGAAGGAGACCGUCUACACCUCUGAUAUAGUUGGUGGCACGCUGGCGAUAACAGGAACGUACCUCCUGGUUACCUUCGCCCCUCAUACGUCGACCCACAUCACCGCUCAUCUGGUGCAGUACUACUUCAUCAGCUGGCACUUCCUGCUGUACCUUUUUAUUGAGGUCGUCCUGUAUUGCAUCCUGCUCUAUCUGUACAAGAGGAGAAAUGUGAAGCACAUCGUCGUCGUGAUGCUGCUGGUCGCCCUGCUCGCCUCUCUUACAGUCAUCUCAGUGAAAGCGGUGUCAGGAAUGAUCGCAGAGUCCAUACAAGGUCGGCUGCAGCUCAUCUACCCCAUCUUCUACGUCAUGCUUGUUGUCAUGGUGGCCUCCUGCGGAUUCCAGAUCAAAUUUCUCAAUCAAGCCAUGAAGAUGUUUGAUGCCACAGAGGUGGUUCCCAUCAACUUUGUGUUCUUCACUACAAGUGCUAUAGUUGCAGGGAUCAUAUUUUACCAAGAGUUUGAGGGCUUGGCUUUACUGAACAUUUUUAUGUUUAUAUUUGGCUGUCUUCUGUCCUUCCUUGGAGUUUUCCUGAUCGCUCGAAACCGACCGAAGAUAAAACAACAAGACCGCAAUUUCAUCGAAAUGAACAGGAUUCCAGGCAGAACGCGCACGGACAAAGUGCAGCCCGAGGCCAAGACUCAAACAUACGGAUCCCUGGCAGCUAAACUCAUGUGCAACAGCGCUGGCCAAACAGACGAGUCGUAGGACCAGCUCCAUCUGUCGGGACUGCCAUUUUGGCAAUUUUCUUGUCAACAAAAUCUCUAUUUAUAGAAAUGAUGAGCAUCAUCUGAACUUGUGCUGGCGGCUGCGUUUGUUAUGGCAGGCAAGCUCCGAUUCAUUCUUUAAAAUGUUUGAGUAAUGCAGAGGGAACAUGUGGCUUUGAGAAUAAACACCCUCCAAGAAAGA
Oryzias melastigma (Indian medaka) is the source of this 1639-nucleotide messenger RNA. RefSeq names its product NIPA-like protein 2. The transcript is spliced from 11 exons. Bases 341 to 1438 code for a protein of 365 amino acids. The record is from RefSeq and is a predicted model, not a curated record. Gene Ontology annotation, biological process: magnesium ion transport. NCBI's taxonomy places the organism in Eukaryota, Metazoa, Chordata, Actinopteri, Beloniformes, Adrianichthyidae. Gene Ontology annotation, molecular function: magnesium ion transmembrane transporter activity. Gene Ontology annotation, cellular component: membrane.